CAGGACCGGUACUGAUUUUAUAGUAUAAAUAUAUUAAUAAACUUUUAGUUAAAUAAUCGGACUAAAGACUUAAAAAAUAUUGUUAUUUUUACUUUUGAUCAUAAUAUUUUUUUUUAUCUUUUCUCCUUCUUCAAUUCUUAUUAUUAGAGAGCAUACUGAUACGUAAUAAAUACUAAAAUACCACACCUAAAUAGUUACGUUUGCAUUGCAUGUCAUAAAAAUUUAGUGAGGUAAUAAAUUGAAGUGAGGGUAAGUAAAAGCAUUAAAAACAUACUAUAUAAAUAGUAAUCGCCUAAAAUGUGAAAACGAUUACGAACAGAUUGGCGCAAAAAACGGGAAACCGCACCGCCGUUUGCAGUUUACAAAAGCAGAGGGGGAUGACGUGACGUUUCCGAGGCGUUUGAGUAAUAAAGUGGACUCGUCAUGGGCAUAUAAGUCAUUUCACACUUUCUGUUCCUAACAGACAGACGCUUCAAGUAAAAGAGAAACAAAAAAAAAAAGAACCAACCUUUUUCGCCUUUCUUUCUUCUUGGCGAGAGUCUUCGACCUUGGUCGGAAAACAAAAAAAUCUCAUAAUCGCUUCUCCGCAACCGCAUUAUCGGCUCCAAUGGGCGACUCCGAGACCUUAGCGGCGUUGAAGAGAGCCUACGCGGAUACGAUACUCAACACGACGAAGGAGGCGGCGGCGCGUGUGUUGUCUUCUGAGAAGAAGACGCGUAUGUAUCAGCAAGAGAUUGUGACGGUUAAAGACGAAGCUAUCACUACGUUGCUUAGGCUUAAACAGAUGUAUGAUUCAAAGGUGAAGGAGACAGAAGAGAUGUCCUUGAAGCAGCAACAAAAGGUUGAGGAACUUGAAGCUCAGCUUGGAGAAGCUGAAGAUAUUGUAGGGGAGCUGAGGAUGGAACUUCGAGCACUUCAUGAUGAGCUCAACAAAGUUACCAAUGGUAACACAUCAUAUCUUAAAGGUGAUCACCAGGAAGUCUCUUGUCGAAAAGCAAGUGAUGCAGCAGUUUCUAGCAGUCAGGAGCGAUCAGGAGCUGUCCCAGUUGAACAAAGUGGAUCGGUGGUGGCUAACGGGAUCACAAACCAAUCUUUGGCUCGCAUAAAUAGUAUCAAACGGUGUUCUUCUAAAGAUAGCAUGGAUCGUUGUCACCACACUCUUCCGUCUAUAUUGACAAAGCGCAGGGAGGUUGAAGGAUGUACACAGAUGAUUCACGCAGUAGAUAAGAAGAGUAUGGUCAAUGGAGAUGGAAAAGACCCAAUGGUGUCUCAAAACACAUCUCCGAAGGAACAUGAACAGAACAGAAGGACUGUGAUUAGCGCAACAGAGGCAAGGAAGGAAGAAAAAGGGAUUUUGGCAUCUCCUUUGUGUGAAGAAACUCCAGUUUUGGCUGCUAGUAAGAACCGAUGUAUCAAGUACACAUUCAAGAGGAAGAGAAAGAAGGAGGCUUCAAGCAAUCUUGAAGGAGAUUCAUCCUUUGAGGAGAGCAGAAACGUGAAACAGAAGACUGGGGAGAAAGACGAUGGUUAUCUGGAAUCUCUGAAGCCUAGCUUCACCGGUGAAUCAUCUAGGGAUAGUCUCUGCGUAGCACAGAUGGCUCGGCAGCUUGUACCAUUCUCGAAGAAGACUAGUUUUGCAGCAGAACUAGUCAACCAGUAGGAUGCUGCUCGAGUUCCUAUUCAUCAUCAAGUGCAGUUUAUCUGUCCAUGGUUAUGCCAGCUUUAGCGUUACUAGUAAAGUAUUCCUCUAAUAUAUAAAAUGUUACUUUUGAUUUUGAGUCAAAUUAAAGUUUUAUUUGAUAUGGAUUGAUGAGGACUGUGAAUUCUUACGCCUGGAUUGGUCAAAGAGGUAUCAUUGUAUCAUGAUAUCUCAAAACCAUUUUAUGUUUUAUUUAUAUGUGAAUAAUAAUAUCUAACGAAGAAGUC
Molecule: messenger RNA, 1926 nt
Organism: Brassica rapa (field mustard)
Lineage: Eukaryota; Viridiplantae; Streptophyta; Magnoliopsida; Brassicales; Brassicaceae
Source: RefSeq, a predicted model, not a curated record